This is a messenger RNA of Myxozyma melibiosi, 3695 nucleotides long. RefSeq names its product hydroxymethylglutaryl-coenzyme A reductase-domain-containing protein. The transcript has 2 exons. Gene Ontology annotation, cellular component: endoplasmic reticulum membrane; peroxisomal membrane. Gene Ontology annotation, molecular function: hydroxymethylglutaryl-CoA reductase (NADPH) activity; protein binding. Lineage: Eukaryota; Fungi; Ascomycota; Lipomycetes; Lipomycetales; Lipomycetaceae. The record is from RefSeq and is a predicted model, not a curated record. Gene Ontology annotation, biological process: ergosterol biosynthetic process; coenzyme A metabolic process; isoprenoid biosynthetic process. Bases 364 to 3567 code for a protein of 1067 amino acids.
GUUUUUGAGAUGUACAUUACUAUGGGCUCCGGGCGUUGGUUGUCGUUAUUCAAAUUGAUCCUCAGUAAAUCACUCAGUAGAGAUCUACUUACUAAGCACUUACUCAACUUGGUUUGUCAGCGAGAAAUGAAUUACCGAAAGCGGCACCGAGCCUCCCAAAUUGGACAAGCGAACCCGAGCCCGAACUGGUCCCAAAAAAUAAUUAAGGUUUCGAGGCCAGCGACCGGGCCUCUCCUGGCUUUUUGACUGAGACCCUCUCCUCCUCCUCUGCUCCUCCCCGUCCGCUCCUCCACCUCCUCCUCCUCCUCUUCCUCUCUUCGCGCACCCUUCUCUCUCUUCCCCAUCUCUCUCCUGCCGUCCGCCAUGGCGAGCGCUGUUGGCCGCGUCCUGGCCGCCAUUGCCCGGCCCUCUUCCACCCACCCCAUCCACACUAUCGUCUUCAUAGGCUUCCUCGCCUCCACCGCAUACCUCUCCAUCCUCAACAUCUCUGUCCCCAAUUCCGCUUCCCAGCUCCUGCCCGCGCACAUCUACCGCUCCUCGCCUGCUGCUGAAUGGAAACAAAUUGACGACCCGGCAAAGUACUCCGCUGCCGCGCACUACGCCUUCCUGCAACUGCACUUCCAGCGAGACUCAGCUGACGCGCCUCUACCCGACGUCAACUCCACCGUUCCCGUUCUCAGCUCCUCCCUCGGACGCGACAUCGUCGUUCCUACGCUUAUUCCUUAUGACUCUCUUGAGGAUUGGAUUGAGAACGCGCGUGAAUUGAUCCCCUUCUACGGCUCUGACAACCUCACCGCCCCUGACUCUCCGUCGUGGGUCUGGCAUCUAUCUAGCUCCCGACGCGGCUUCGUCUGGCUCGAGUGGUUCAAGUUCAGCUACGCGAGAUUCGUCCAGCAGUUUCACCGCGCCGAGACUUUUGACGUUGCAAUCAUGACCCUUGCCUACGCCGCCAUGCACCUCACCUUCGUUUCGCUCUUCCUGUCGAUGCGCAAGGUCGGCUCUCACUUCUGGCUCUUUGUCACCGUUAUCAUGUCGUCCUCGUUCGCGUUCCUCUUUGCUCUCGUGACCACCUCCUACAUGGGCGUGCCUAUCAACAUGGUCCUUCUUUCUGAGGGUCUGCCUUUCCUCGUCGUCACCGUCGGAUUCGAGGGCUAUAACACGCUUGCGCGUGCUGCUCUCAACCACUCAAAGGUACCCAACUUGAGCGAUGUCGUCAGCGCCGUCCAGCGCGUCGGUCCCAAGAUCUGCGUUGACUAUCUCAUGGAACUCGUUGUCUUUAUCGCUGGCGCCUUGUCUGGCGUCGGAGGCCUGAGUCAGUUUUGUUUCCUUGCGACUUGGAUUUUGGUUUUUGAUUUUGCCAUGCUCUUUACGUUUUAUACUGCUAUCAUCAGUAUCAAACUCGAGUUCAACCGUAUCAAGCGACAUGUUUCUAUCCGUAAGGCGCUCGAGGAAGACGGUGUGUCUGAGCGAGUUGCCGAGAGCUUUGCCGAGAGUGUCGAUGAGAGCGAGAACAAGAUCCAGCCGAAUGGCGAGACGGUCAUUUUCGGCAAGACGUUCAAGGAUUCGUCAAUCUCAAAAUUCAAGACCUUUAUGGUUAUCGCUUUUGCCUUGGUCAACCUGUUCAACCUCACGACUGCGCCGUUCAGAGAGCAUAGCAAGGGUGUUGUUGACCCGUCCUCGGUGGUUUCGACCUUGUCUACACUUUCUUCGGACGCUUACCUGCUUGAGGAUACGGCUGUCGUCACUGUCUUUUCGCCCAUGGAGUACUAUCUGUUACCAAAGUCGUCUGAGUUUGAGAACGCGGUCAAUUCCAUCUUUGAGUCGUGGUCGCGCACGAUUGGUGAUCCCGUGCUCAGCAAGUGGGCAGCUGUCGUGCUCAUCAUCUCAGUUGGCUUGAACAUGUACCUGUUCAAGGUCAGCCAGUACAGCGCCACACCGCAGAUUAAGAUUGUCGAGAAGAUUGUUGAAGUGCCGAGCAAAAGUGUGUCUAGCACUUCUGGCUCUACGACCACGUACUCCAACGGGCUUUCUAGCUCCCGCGACUCUGACUCUGACAAGGACUCUGACGAUGGGGGUAUGGAGCUCACGAUCAAGCCCAAGAAGGCUGCUCUUAUGCCGGUUGACGAUGCCGUCGCGCUAGUUAAGGCCGGCCGCACUAAGGAACUUUCGGAUGAGGACAUUAUCUCGCUUACCAAGAGCGGAAAGAUCCCUCUUUACGCUCUCGAGAAGCAGCUCGGUGACUGUACGCGGGCGGUGUAUAUCCGCCGUGCUGUGGUCUCACGGUCGAUGGAGGAUGGCAAGCUCGAAGGCUCGAGUCUGCCGUACUUGCACUAUGAUUUCACAAGAGUGCUUGGUGCUUGCUGCGAGAACGUUAUUGGAUUCAUGCCUAUUCCUGUUGGACUUGCUGGUCCAUUGGUCAUUGACGGCAAGAAGUUUUACAUCCCGAUGGCUACCACCGAGGGAUGUCUUGUUGCGUCGACGAUGCGUGGUUGCAAGGCUAUGAACGCGGGUGGUGGUGUCACCACUGUCUUGCUUCAAGACGGAAUGACUCGUGGCCCAGCUGUUCGAUUCCCCAACUUGACGCGUGCUGGUGCUGCCAAGCUGUGGCUUGAUUCUGAGGAAGGCCAGCGGACUAUGAAGAAGGCGUUUGACUCCACUUCGCGAUUUGCGCGGUUAAGUUCGCUUAAGACUGCUAUUGCGGGAUCGACGCUGUUUAUCCGGUUCCGAACAACUACUGGAGAUGCUAUGGGAAUGAAUAUGAUUUCAAAGGGUACUGAGCACGCGCUCAAGUACAUGGCCGAGCAGGCUGGGUUCCCUGAUAUGGAGGUUGUCUCUAUUUCAGGAAACUACUGCACGGAUAAGAAGGCAGCCGCCGUCAACUGGAUCGAGGGACGCGGCAAGAGUGUUGUCGCUGAGGCUCUUGUCCCUGGCCAUGUUGUGCGAAGUGUUCUCAAGUCCGACGUUGACGCGUUGGUGGAGUUGAAUGUGACGAAGAAUUUGAUGGGUAGUGCGAUGGCUGGAAGCGUGGGUGGUUUCAACGCCCAGGCUGCUAACCUCGUUACUGCAAUCUAUCUGGCGACUGGUCAGGACCCCGCGCAGAACGUCGAGAGUUCGAACUGCAUUACGCUUAUGAAGAAUGUCGGCGGUGAUUUGCAGAUCUCGGUGUCGAUGCCGUCUAUCGAGGUCGGAACUAUUGGUGGUGGUACUAUUCUCGAGCCGCAGUCGGCGAUGCUGGACUUGCUCGGAAUCCGCGGUCCUCACCCGACUAACCCUGGUGAGAACGCGCGCCAGUUAGCGAAGAUUGUUGCGGCCGGUGUUUUGGCAGGCGAGCUUUCGCUUUGCUCGGCUCUGGCAGCCGGUCAUUUGGUGCAGAGUCAUAUGGCGCUCAACCGAUCUGCUCCGGCUACUCGGGCGACGACGCCUGGACCGAGUCCGACUGAGAAUAUCACCAUCUCUGCUGCUCCUGCUGCCGCGGCCAAUAUCUCGGUAGCAGGCAUCAACGGUGCUGCGCAGUCGCCUGCGGACUUGGCGCGGUUACAGAAGGGUUCACAGAUCUGCUUUGCUUAGACCACGUCUGGAAAUGAAAACGACGAACCAGCAUGGGACCGAGAAGAGAGAGAGAGAUCUUAUAUCAAAGAGACGAAAAUGAUCAAGUCAAAACUAUGUAUAUGCUGAUGGUGUGGCCAGGAAUUUGC